AAAAACCCGCCACCGGGGCGCUGCAGUUAGAACGAGCCACCGUCAGCAGCCCGGAAAUCAGUUUCCGUCUUUUGCCCCCUUCAAACAUGGCGGAGGUCAGGCUAUGUUUCGGAAGGGGAGCGUACAACUUUGCACACAAAAUAUACAACCGACAACUCCUUGAAAGUCAAAAUAAAGGUGCCAUACAGGCUUCGUCUCUAUCGACUUGGUUACUGUUGGGUGAUAUCCAAAAUGGAGAACUGCACGGAGCCGAAAAUGCAGCAGACAAAGUGACCGGUGGAGUUUCAAAGGACAAUUACACAAGCAUGACACCGUUGUAUGGUACGGUUAACGAGGCAAAUGUCGCUGAGUAUUACGAUUUUCUUGGACUCAACAUAGAGUAUUCACUUUCUAAUAGGUCCAAGGUUCAAAAUAUAGAGACAAAUCUACCGAGGUAUCGGACGAACCCCGAGUUUCGGAGGACUCUCUGCACUUCCAGGUCCGUUUCUCGACAACAGACUUUUAGUUUGUGUUGGGGACAUGGACAGUUCAUCAGAGCUUACAGCGGCAACGGAACCCGAUAUGAGCCCCUUUGCAAAACCAAAUCAGGCUACUAUGAAAUCCUGGAGGUGUCACCUACCGCCACUCAAGUCCAGAUAAAAACAGCCUACUACAAGCAGUCCUUCGUCUACCACCCGGAUAGAAACGCCGGCAGUGAGCACGCCACUCUCCGCUUUUCAGAGAUCAGCGAGGCCUACACCGUACUGGGCAAUAAGGCACUGCGGAAGAAAUACGACCGGGGUAUGUUGAGUCCGUCGGACCUUUUAGCAACAGCCAGACCCUCCGCCAAGGACACAGGGAGCUCCGCGAAACAGACAACCGAAGGCCGACGGUCUGUGGUGGGCGCAGACAGCCGAGGAGACGUCUUUGAUUUCGACAAGUUUAUCAAGGCCCACUACAGCGAUCAGCUGCAGAGGGAAAGAGAGAUCAGAGUCCGAAAAGAGGAGAUGCUUAGGAAGAAGCAGGAGACGAUUGAGGAGAAGAAGAUGGGAAGGAUGAUGGAGAUGGGAGUUGCGGUGCUGAUAGCUAUGGCCGUGGGUUUACUGGCCAGUUUAAAGCGAUGAUGAAGUUCAUUCACGUCGAGACAUGGAGAAACACACACA
This is a messenger RNA of Etheostoma cragini (Arkansas darter), 1142 nucleotides long. RefSeq lists its product as uncharacterized. The transcript is spliced from 3 exons. The coding region runs from base 87 to 1103 and encodes 338 amino acids. The record is from RefSeq and is a predicted model, not a curated record. Lineage: Eukaryota; Metazoa; Chordata; Actinopteri; Perciformes; Percidae.